AUGACAAUUUUUUUCUUUUCUUGCCGCGUCAACAAUUGUCACCAGGCACUUCCGCUGGUCAAUCAGUAUUUUAAUAUCCGCAACCGAUACAGUCCAGUUUUCACCAUUCUUGAGCGACAACAAAGAUUAUCGGCCGUGGACUGCAAUGGCACCCAACUCUAUCGGCCUGGAUUUUAUGAACAAUUCUGUGAUAUUUUCGCUUCCGACCAGCAGCUUAAAAGGAAACUCCUCAGGUGGCUGCAAAAUAUCUUACCACAGUAUGACAUUACUAAUUUUCACAACUGCUGGAACGAUGGAAUUGCGCUCUGUGCCUUGCUGGAGGCUAUUUGCCCGGGGGUUUGUCCUCAUUACAGCUUUCUACAGAACCAUUGCCGCGUCAACAAUUGUCGCCUGGCACUUCGGCUGGCCAACCAAUAUUUUAAUAUCCCGAACUCUAUGAUCUCUGCGGAAGAGAUUGCAAUCGCAGACGAAUUCAAUGGCGCUGACAACAUCUACAGAUUGGUCCACACUGUCAAACUUGCGGCCGAAUAUUUGCAGUACGGACCAACAUCGAAAGACAGUCGCUCGAUCGAAAUGCUGACCACACUUUCACACCGGAAGUGUGUCGUCAGCGGCAAAGGAAUUUUACAUGGCACUGUCGGACGAAAAGCAGAAUUUACCAUUUCUUUACCGAAGAAAUAUCCCCUCUACUUAAAAAUCAACAUUCUAGCCCCAACAACACGGCCUUCGGAAUCUUCUUCGGACCAGACGGCCGUCAAGAGUAAUACUGUAAUAACAGAUCUUCAAGAUAGCUUGCAGUACGGGAUCAAUAAGUUAAAAUCCGGCGAUAGUAAGGACAGUGACGAAAGCAUCGGGACUUAUUCGGCUUUCGAAAUGCUUCCUUUUGAUUACAAUAUCCGUCCCGAUGGUAAAGCGUUGGUCAGUUACGUGCCCAGAAAUUCGGGAUUUCAUUACGUCCGUGUCCGAAUUCAUGAACAGGAUGUCGAUGGUAGUCCAUUUCGCGUGUUGAUCACUCACCCGACUCUAACAUACCAAGAUUCUCGUUCCACCUUCAAAAGAAGCUUUUCGUUGGACCCUUCCUGGACUGUGAUAGACAACGAUAAAAAAAUCACUAUCCGAAAGAAACGGAUAUUACGUAGGACAUUAAUUCCUAGGGUCCUUAAGGUGGAAGAAAACAAUUCAGAGCCUUCGAACGAGUGGCCGUUUUCAGAUAAAUUAGACGAACAAAUUUUGAAUACAUCGCCGACCGUAUCUCUGGCGCUAAAAGUUUUCCAAGAUGGUAUCCAGAAGCGUUCACGCUCUUCCAGUUUGAGCUUCAAGACAUACGAAGAAGAUGCACAAGAAGAACUGGAUGAUGACGAUAUAGCUAUAAACUUUCGCCAAACAAAGUCGCUAAAAUCCCAGGACUUACCAAAAACAAAAGAGGAAUCGAUUAGUGAUUUGCUUUCAGGCCGUAAUCAUGCUGACCAUACACGAUUAACUGACUGUCGGUUUAAUCAUCUUAAAGUUGAUACUAAUUCGGAAUCUAAUCUUGAAUACCUUACUCCGGGUUCAUCGCCUUGUCCUCUCGCAUCUGAAGAUGACAAUAGCAGUGGUGUAUAUUUUGAUGCAGGUUUCAGAAGCGACUGUGAAAACAAAGGGAAUGUUGCUGGUGACAUAUACUUCAGGCGGAGGAGGAGAAGACAGGUGGAAAAUACCCGGAAGGGCAUUUCCAAAGUCAAAGAUCACGACGGACAAUAUGUCUCUACUUAUGCGAACAACGUGAAUGGAAACGAAAUUCUUCAAAAAGAAUUAUCGGAAGAAGAGGAAAAAGACAACGAAGAAGAAGAAGAAGAAGAAGAAGAAGAAGAAGAAGAAGAAGGUUAUGAGGAGCAAGAAGAGGAAGGAGAAUAUGAAAAUCAAGCAGAAGGAGAGGGAAGGGGAGGAACUGAAGAGGAUGAGGAGGAUGACGAAGAAGAAGAAGAGGAAGAAGAGGAAGAUGAUGAUGAUGAUGAUGAUGAUGAUGAUGAAGAUGAUGAUGAUGAUGAUGAAGAUGAUGAUGAUGAAGAGGAAAAUGGAGAAGAAGAUGAACAAAAAGACGAAGAAGAGAGAGAAAAUGAAAAUAAGUCAAAAGUUAAAAAAAGACCUGAUUGCUUUCCGCGACGGGUAACGGCGCCUUUGCAAUGUCAAUUGGAACGCAUUCCGAAAUCCAUUCUUAAGAAUGGUAUAAAAUCCAAACGAAGUGCCUUCAGCAGCGUUAAGCAGCUUCCUCCAAAAUUAACGUCGACAAACACGUCGGACGUUUCUCACGAUUCUUUUUCCGAUGAGUUGUUUUUGUCAUACCCUUUAGCAAGGCGUCACAAGGACUCGAUGAUAAAAAAUAAACAAUGUUUCAGUUCGCUGUGCUUAAAGAGAAGCUCUUCAGUCAGCUGCGAGAGUCACAGCCCUGUGCACAGACCCCAACCGCGCCGGCGCUUCUUCGAUCGCAAACAGAUUUCUUACGAUGAAUUCGUCCAGACGAGAAGAUACAAAGAACAUGACAGCCAGAAAAAAAGACAUGAAAAUAGAAAGAAAGAUAAAUUCGUCGGAGAGCAGACUUGCCGCCCUAAGUCACCAAUCAGUAGGCAGUUCUGCUCGGAAGACAGUGAUUCCUCCUCAGUCUCAAUGCCAAGGAAUACGUACAAGUCAAACGAACAAUUAGACUUUUCGAACCGAUAUUGCACAACAGCACCCAGCGGCAGAGUUACACCUUGGGUUCUAAAAAAACAGAAAACCCAAGCCUUCAAAUCAAACCGGCCGAUAGUGGAACACUCGGGUGUAACCUAUGGUGACCUUGAGACUGAUAUCAUUUUGUAUCCAGAAAACCAUUUCUACAGUAUUGGCUUCGAAGAAUACAAUCAGGUUAAGUUCGAGGAUGGACCUUACCCACCUGAAAACAAUCUUCAAUGUACCGACCCAAAUAGGCAACAACCGCUCGAGUCUUAUGAAACCUCGCAGAUUGGUGAUCCGUCGUUUCCAAACUGGAGAAAUAGGCAAAUCCCAUUCGGUCCGAUACAAAAUAGAUCAGGUAGAUGUUCGUGUCAGGAAAAAGAAUCUCCAUGGAUUCCUGUAUCCAACAAAGAUCCUUUGAGGCUCAGGGUUUGUCAACAAUGCCAUAAUUCUGUUGGACGACCAACGGAGAUGUCUCCAACGUCAUCCAUGUCACCUGCAUCGGACAUCAACGGCUCGUUGCCAUUGUUUUUUCCUCACUAUCAGACGUUUUCUCGCGGGGAUUUCGUAGCGUCGAGUCCGUCUGAAACAACCAGAUCUGAGGGUACUGAAACAUACAAGUCCGAAAUUCAAAUUCUUAUUAAGUCUCCGCGACGUGAUAAGCGAGUCCAGACGGUCAACGGAGGUACAAAUGCAGAAACCAUCGCCAGAAAGAGAAACAGUGUAACAGUUAAGAAAAGCAAGCUUCUAGUUCUUCACAAUUAUUCUUUACCGGGAGAUCAUCAAAAAUGUGGGGCUUCAGGCAAAGAUAUCAGGACGAGUCGACGGAUACAUAAUGCUCCAACUGAUCAAUCAUAUCCUCCCGCCAUUGUUUUAAACACAGAGGAAAACGAAGCAAAAAAUGUUCCCGUGACGGUGAGAAACAUUGAAAGACCCCGCCGAGGAGAUAACCUUGAAAAUCAGCGGUUUGUUCAUAGUUGGCUGAACGAUUACACAGAAGGGUUACCGCCCAGGCAGUCAACCAUGGAAACCAUUGACAGUGGCAUUGCUAUUGAUUCUAGGUCGUCUUCUCCGCAGCGUCCAGCAACACUAGGCGGACACGAUCCUCCCAGUUCGAUGACCCGUUCCCAACACGGUCAUCAGCCGUCUAUAAACACAGAUAACGCUGACGUUUCCAAUCCCCGACAGCAACUGUUGCAAGCUCAUUACGGACAAUUACAAGAAUACACAGAGCAAUUCCUUCAAAGACAACGAAUCCACCAGUUGCAGAAAGAGCAAACAUACAUGCGGCCGGCUCAGAAUCGUAAUCGUCCAGAAGGUCGUAAUGAAAGUCCGCCUUGUACGAGACAGCCGGCAGCAUAUCGGCCGGCGUCGGAGAGUUCCGAAAGCAGAUACGACUUUGUUCCUUAUCAUCGUCUUUCGGCAUCAAAGUCGUCGAUUUACACUGGAUGCCCGUACAAUAGCCAAUCGACACCGACGGACGAGGGAUGUAGUUAUGUGAUGCCUCGAUCUUCUCCUGUUUCGUACAACAACUGGACCCAAAAUAAAGUAAGAAACUUUCUGCCUCGGGUUUGCCAAUUUGGGAAUGGAGGUUUGCUUCAGGCUAUCAUAAAACCGUACGAAGAGACGAACGCACAGAUCAAAACUGAAGAUUCCCAUGACGAGACUUCCGAAAUGGAAUUUUUGUCUAGUGGUGGGUACCACGAGGCAGCAAAAACUGAUGAAGACUCACAGUUUCUGUCUACGAGUUUUGGCGGACGGGAUUCUAGUCACACAACAGCGUCAGAUAAUGUCGGUAAAUCUAAUGUCAGUAUAAAUAGCAGGGGUAAAGAAAAAGAUGAUUCUGAAAAAGAUAUAGAUUUCAACCACAGACGUCGAUUUUAUAGUGAACAAAUCGAUUUUCAUCAUCGUCGUUACCCAUAUUACCCUGAAACUCUCGGUGAGAGCCGCCCUCAUUACAGCAGUGUGAACAGUCUUUUCACAGAGGGUAGCACGUCUUCGCCUAUACAGUUUAAUAGUAGCCCAGCUCAGUUAACAGCUGAUAUUUACGUACCAGAACAUAUCACUUACAACCCAGAAAGUCCCACCAAUUUCACCAGGGACUCUUUGUUCUACUGCCAAAAACCAAGUGAUAGAUUCUUUCAGAGGCCCAAACAUAGACAACAACCGUUAGGUUUUCGAUCUUCUAUGCGUCAAUAUCAAUCAUAUGCUUGUGGUCUGAACGAAUUGUCCCUGACGGACACCGACGACGGCUUUCAGCGUCAGACAGCUCCAUCUGAUCCAUCAUCGCUCUCGUCCGACAAGAACCUCUAUGCACAAUACUAUGAUCGGUCGGAUGCCACUGACUUUUCCUCGCUGAUGGAAAUGGAAGAACUACCGUCAACAAGCGAAGCAGCCCUGAACGAAGUCCACGGUUAUCGCAGCGAUAAUCCUGAAAAUCUUUCUCCAGCUGGUAGCCUGGUGAUUAAUGAUAUUAACUAUGGAGAAGACGAAGGCGUCCCCUGGUGUAAGCGACACUCUGACUACUCGUCCAAAGCUAACGUAGCAGGCGCCAAUUUCGAAACUCGCAAAAACAUGCCUUCCCCAGCUUCUGACCAUCGGGAUUUCUACCCGGCUCAGUUAAUAGAAAAACCGUUCCGACCAAACGCAAACCCGUGUCAAGCUCCAGACACGUGUUACUCUGGCUGCAGAGAAAUCUGUGAAGCUCCCAUGUGCUUGGACCAAUACGAUCAAUCCCUUAUCAGUAAUAAUUCCGUCGCGAAUAAUGAUGAUCCGGUACCCGGAAUGGAGAUGCUGUUCUAUACGCUCCAUAGAGCUAUCGCUAAUGUAGAAGAAAGACCCCAUAAUGAAUGCUACGCUCUUGGGCCAGGACUGGACAAUGGCUACGUACAGGCAACGAAUUUUUUUCAGAAAUUCAAACAGAAAGACGACCGGAGAGUACAGCGACCGAAACAUUAUUUAAAAACAUUUCUAUCUAUCUAUCUAUCUAUCUAUCUAUCGAUCUAUCUAUCACAUAUUUGUUUAUUUAUCAUAGCUUGUUUAUCUAUCUAUCUAUCUAUCUAUCUAUCUAUCUAUCUAUCUAUCUAUCUAUCUAUCAAGGUCCGUACCGUAGGUGGACAAGGACCCCUGACUGUGGGAAUACGGGGGCCGCGUACGAACAACACAGUCCUGGAGACAUCGGUCAUCUACAGUGAAGAUUCCGUCUAUGACGUCACAUAUCGAGUGUCCAGCCCCGGUUGCUACACUAUCGACGUGAAGUGGGCUGGUUCCCACAUACAUCAGAGUCCUUUCAUAUGUAAAGUGAUGCCAUGA
Molecule: messenger RNA, 6000 nt
Organism: Acanthosepion pharaonis
Lineage: Eukaryota; Metazoa; Mollusca; Cephalopoda; Sepiida; Sepiidae
Source: the annotation of a GenBank genome assembly